Messenger RNA from Cervus elaphus (red deer), 3875 nucleotides. It is a transcript of the gene STXBP1, whose product is annotated as syntaxin binding protein 1. The coding region runs from base 214 to 1998 and encodes 594 amino acids. NCBI's taxonomy places the organism in Eukaryota, Metazoa, Chordata, Mammalia, Artiodactyla, Cervidae. The transcript has 19 exons. Gene Ontology annotation, molecular function: syntaxin binding. Gene Ontology annotation, cellular component: secretory granule; plasma membrane. Gene Ontology annotation, biological process: intracellular protein transport; neurotransmitter secretion; vesicle-mediated transport. The record is from RefSeq and is a predicted model, not a curated record.
CCCGCCCCCGAGCGCGCGCCGGCGGGUCGGCAGCCUCGCUCUGGCUUUGCUCGCGCCGCGCUCCCGCGCCGCGCCCGCGCGUCAGUCGCUCCCGAGCCGCGGCUGCAGGGGCGGCGGGCGGCAUCCAGCAGAGCGCGCAGACGACCCGGGGAGGCGGCGGUGUCGACGGGCUUCGCGUGAGGAGGCCAGGAGCCCAGAGACUCGCGCGGCGCGAUGGCCCCCAUCGGCCUCAAGGCGGUGGUCGGAGAGAAGAUCAUGCAUGAUGUGAUAAAGAAGGUGAAAAAGAAGGGAGAAUGGAAGGUGCUGGUGGUGGACCAGCUGAGCAUGAGGAUGCUCUCCUCCUGUUGUAAGAUGACGGACAUCAUGACCGAGGGGAUAACAAUUGUGGAAGACAUCAACAAGCGCCGAGAGCCGCUCCCCAGCCUGGAGGCUGUGUAUCUCAUCACUCCCUCUGAGAAGUCUGUCCACUCUCUCAUCAGCGACUUUAAGGACCCACCGACCGCCAAGUACCGGGCCGCACACGUCUUCUUUACCGACUCUUGUCCAGAUGCCCUGUUUAACGAGCUGGUAAAAUCUCGAGCAGCCAAAGUCAUCAAGACUCUGACGGAAAUCAACAUUGCAUUUCUCCCAUAUGAAUCCCAGGUGUAUUCCUUGGACUCUGCUGACUCUUUCCAAAGCUUCUACAGUCCCCACAAGGCUCAGAUGAAGAAUCCGAUCCUGGAGCGCCUGGCAGAGCAGAUUGCAACUCUGUGCGCGACCCUGAAGGAGUACCCAGCCGUGCGGUACCGGGGGGAAUACAAGGACAACGCUUUGCUGGCUCAGCUAAUCCAGGACAAGCUCGACGCCUACAAAGCCGAUGACCCGACAAUGGGGGAGGGCCCGGACAAGGCGCGCUCCCAGCUCCUGAUCCUGGACCGUGGUUUCGACCCCAGCUCUCCUGUCCUCCAUGAGCUGACUUUUCAGGCUAUGAGUUACGACCUGCUGCCUAUUGAAAAUGACGUAUACAAGUACGAGACGAGCGGCAUCGGGGAGGCGCGGGUGAAGGAGGUGCUCCUGGACGAGGACGACGACCUCUGGAUAGCGCUGCGCCACAAGCACAUCGCGGAGGUGUCCCAGGAAGUCACCCGUUCUCUGAAGGAUUUUUCUUCCAGCAAGAGAAUGAAUACUGGUGAGAAGACCACCAUGCGGGACCUGUCCCAGAUGCUAAAGAAGAUGCCCCAGUACCAGAAAGAGCUCAGCAAGUAUUCAACCCACCUGCACCUCGCCGAGGACUGCAUGAAGCAUUACCAAGGCACUGUGGAUAAACUCUGCCGGGUGGAACAGGACCUGGCCAUGGGCACGGAUGCUGAAGGGGAGAAGAUCAAGGACCCCAUGAGAGCCAUCGUCCCCAUUCUGCUGGAUGCGAAUGUCAGCACUUACGACAAAAUCCGCAUCAUCCUUCUCUACAUCUUUUUGAAGAAUGGCAUCACCGAGGAAAACCUGAACAAGCUGAUCCAGCAUGCCCAGAUCCCGCCGGAGGACAGCGAGAUCAUCACGAACAUGGCACACCUCGGGGUGCCCAUCGUCACGGACUCCACCCUGCGUCGCAGGAGCAAGCCGGAGCGGAAGGAGCGUAUCAGCGAGCAGACCUACCAGCUCUCACGAUGGACCCCGAUCAUCAAAGACAUCAUGGAGGACACUAUUGAAGACAAACUUGAUACCAAGCACUACCCGUACAUCUCCACCCGCUCCUCUGCCUCCUUCAGCACCACCGCUGUCAGCGCCCGCUAUGGGCACUGGCAUAAGAACAAGGCCCCUGGGGAGUACCGCAGUGGUCCACGCCUUAUUAUCUUCAUUCUGGGGGGCGUGAGCCUGAACGAGAUGCGCUGUGCUUACGAGGUGACCCAAGCCAACGGCAAGUGGGAAGUGCUCAUAGGAUCCACACACAUUCUCACCCCACAGAAACUUCUGGACACGCUGAAGAAACUGAAUAAAACAGAUGAAGAAAUAAGCAGUUAAAAAAUAAGCCACCCCUCCAAACAAAAAUGAACCCUCUCCCCGAAGUGCUCGCAGCCCCGACCGCCUCGGUCCCUUCGCUGACCCCCUCCUCCCUCCAUCGCCUCCCCUGGCUCUGCACGCCCGGCCGACACUGUCGCCGCUGCGUUCUCGUGUUUGGUGAUGCCCUCUUUUUCUUGUUUGAAACAAAAGAAUGCAUUGUUUUUUUAUUUUUUUUUUUUUUAAAGAGUCCCUUCUAUGUGUAUCCUGGAGGAGACGUUUGGGGUGAGGGCCGUGCUGCCCCCGGGUUCCUGGAACUGUUUAGGGUGGAUGGACACCUCCUCCCCAUUAGUCAUGAUUUUAUGACCUUGUACAUAGCCCAGCGUGACGUGUGUACAUUUGCUUGCGUAUGGGAAGGUAGACGUUUUUGAAGAACCCGUUUGGGGUCGCUCCUGUUCGUGUUGGGAGUCUGAGCUGUCCGUUCUUGGAGUGUGUCAGACUGAGGGUGUCUCUUCUCACUCCAGCUCCUCCCCCUCCGUGCCAGCUCUCACUCACAUGAGCUUGGAAGUGAAGCUCAGGUGACUCUCGAGAGGUUUGCGCUGGAACCGACCUCUGCUCUCUCUCCCCAAGGGGCUCACUCCCCCCAUCCCCCGGGGCUGGGGGUGGGGGCUGGGGGUUGGCCACGGGAAGUCGGGCUGGGUGCCCUGUCUCAGCGCCCUCCCUGGCCACGGCCACAGCGCUCUGGUCCUGUCUGCGGCCUAUCACCGUGCCUGGAUGAGAGAGGAGCAGGCUUCCACUGGGGACCUGCGUCUCCAGUUAGACCUGGUCCUUCAGACCCCAUCCUUCCCCAGGCAUCACCCCCCACACCACCGCCAGAGCUCCUCUUUCUCAGCGAGGUCAGCCUGGAUCGAGCUCACGGCUCAGCAACGGACUAGGACUGGGAGGGUCCAGCAGGCUCCUGGUUCAGAGGUCCCUUUCCUGUCUGCGCCCCUGAGGCUUCAAACUACACGAAGAGUAGCCUGCUGGGUUUACACAGACCCCAAUCCCACCCCAGAUCAUUCUCUGUUUAAGAUACUCCCUAAUACUUUAUUUUGUGUAGUGUGGGGUCAUAUGUCGUCAUGCUUGUAAGAAGAAAACAAUCAUUUUACUCUCUGUAUAAAGACGUAGCUGUAUAAAUCUUAGCUGUUGAUGCAGAAAUCAAAGAGGCCAAUGCAGGAAGGAUGUUUCCUCGUCCUCAGGACUCAGCGGCUCAUUCUCCGGAAGGGAGCACACUCUGUUCUGCUGCUGCUGUGAACUAUAACGACAGUGGAAGUCACAAAAAAUGUCCCGCACCCACCCCCCCAUGCCCUUGAACCCCUCCCCAGACCGUGUGUGUAUAUUACUGUCUUGUGGCAUCGUCGUUGCAAACGUGUGUGUGUGCUAGUUCUUCGCCACCCCCUCUUCCCUUUCAGAAUAUAUCCUCCGCCCGCCCCGUUAGAUGCAUCGUGGCGUUCUCUUCUCAAGGCUUUGAAAUCUUCCCCCUUUGCACUCAGAUUAGUUUGCAGGUCUGUCUCCCUGCCCCGCUUCCUUACGAGAUCUUAUUUCCUUAGGACAGACUGUAAGGCCAUGCCUUGGUUUCUUCCUGUUAAAACUGCUUGUUUUGUCCCCUGCCCUUGACCAAACGAUGCUCAUGCUUCAGGACCUUGUUUGUCCAACACGUUGGUUUUCCUUUCUCUGUUAUUUAUAUAAAAAAUAAUUUAUCAAAAGGAUAUUUUAAAAAAAGCUAGUCUGUCUUGAAACUUGUUUACCUUGAAAUUAUCAGAAUCUCAGUGUUUGAAAGUAUUGAAGCACAAACGUGUAUCAUCUCUGUACCGUUCUGUACUAAAGCACUCGAGUCUAAUAAAGAAGUAAAUCAGCGCCCA